Sipha flava (yellow sugarcane aphid) is the source of this 506-nucleotide messenger RNA. RefSeq lists its product as uncharacterized. NCBI's taxonomy places the organism in Eukaryota, Metazoa, Arthropoda, Insecta, Hemiptera, Aphididae. The annotation marks the transcript as partial. The transcript is spliced from 3 exons. The record is from RefSeq and is a predicted model, not a curated record.
UCCAAUUUUAAUUGUUUUAUUAAAUACUCUAUUAAUAGUAGUAAUUAGAACUAUUUACACGAUAACGAUGAAUAUUAUAAAUGAUGAUGACAUUGAAAAUUUCCUGCUUGAUAUACCUAGUGAUGGUGAAAGUUUCUCUGGUGUUUCUGAAUUAGAUGAUAGUGAUAAUGAUAAAACAUAUACUCCAAGUAACACUAUAUUACAUGACAUAUCAGCUAGUUCAAGUGAUUCAAAUGAUGAGGAGCGUUAUCAUAAUCAAUUACCUACACCCCCAGCUAACCCUAGAACCUCUAGAUCUUCUAAAACAAUUAGUAAGCCAAUCCAACAAGCAGUACCAUCAUUUGAACCUCCAUAUACACCUCCUUUAUGGGGAAAAUCAGAAUUAAUGCCUCCAGUUGAAUUAUUUUCUGACGAUUUGCCUUGUGGACUAGCUGAAAUUUUUGAAGAGCUUGAAGAUAAAUCACCAUAUAAUAUAUUUUGCCAAAUAUACAAUAUUCUAGUUCUCG